Hyla sarda is the source of this 13565-nucleotide messenger RNA. RefSeq names its product erb-b2 receptor tyrosine kinase 4 (gene ERBB4). The transcript has 28 exons. Gene Ontology annotation, cellular component: signaling receptor complex; basal plasma membrane. Gene Ontology annotation, molecular function: epidermal growth factor receptor binding; ATP binding; transmembrane receptor protein tyrosine kinase activity. Bases 447 to 4361 code for a protein of 1304 amino acids. Lineage: Eukaryota; Metazoa; Chordata; Amphibia; Anura; Hylidae. Gene Ontology annotation, biological process: multicellular organism development; positive regulation of cell population proliferation; cell surface receptor protein tyrosine kinase signaling pathway. The record is from RefSeq and is a predicted model, not a curated record.
UGUGCUGUCCUGACUGUAACGGGCAAGAGUGACAGGUGCCACCUGCAUGUGGCUUCCAAGUUCAGUGUGAGUGCCGGAGCCAAUGGGCUGCUCAGACUGCUUGGAGUAGGCGUUCUAGUCGUCCGAGGUGGGGAGGUCCUAUGUGGCGGCUCUCUGCCGCCCGUCCUGCUCUCCCAUAUGAUUGUAUGGAGCCAGGCAGCUUACACCGUGCACCACACUGGCACAUGCCUCCGAGGCUCUGACAACACCGGGACUUGUCUCAAAGUGAACAGAAUAGACGAGAGGAGGAAUAUCGUGUGUGGAGGAGACCCGGCUGCCCGGGAAUAACUUUCCUGUCACCUCAGAGGAAGCCGCGAGCUCCUUGUCUGACACUUAGGACACUCUCUGAAAUUUGGGCGAAGAAGGAUAUAUACCCCUGGGACAUGUAAUUUUGGAAAGGAUUUAAGAUGACCGACAUCGUGAGGAUGUGUGGAGCUAGUCAGCAUCUCCGCUUUGGAUGGCUGGUUGUGCUGUUGUGGGCACUUGGGGCACUUCAGGGGACAUGCAGCCAGGCAGUAUGUGCAGGAACGGAGAACAAACUGAGCUCUCUGUCUGAUCUGGAUCAACAGUACAAGUCCUUACGCAAGUAUUAUGAGAACUGUGAAGUUGUGAUGGGGAAUCUGGAGAUCACUAGCAUCGAGCAUGGGCGCAACCUUAGUUUCCUCCGGUCUAUUCGAGAAGUGACAGGAUAUGUCCUGGUGGCUCUUAAUCAGUUUGACUAUCUUCCGCUUGAGAACCUGCGCAUCAUUCGUGGAAACAAACUGUAUGAGGACCGAUAUGCUUUAUCCAUCUUCCUAAACUACCUGAAGGAUGGGAAACAUGGACUUCGGGAGCUUGGCUUAAGAAAUCUUACUGAGAUUCUAAAUGGAGGAGUGUAUCUGGAUCGAAAUGAUUUCCUGUGUUAUGCCGAUACCAUAAACUGGCAGGACAUCGUCCGCAAUCCCAAUGCUACAGUGAUCCCCAUGAACAGAAAUCCAAAUUGUGGGAAGUGUCCAAAAGCUUGUCCCGAGCACUGUUGGGGUCCAUUUGAGAACCAAUGUCAGAGAUUGACGAAGAUCGUGUGUGCCGAGCAGUGUGAUGGCCGCUGUUAUGGACCCUAUGUUAGUAAUUGCUGUCACCGGGAAUGUGCUGGAGGCUGCUCUGGACCGAAAGAUACUGACUGCUUUGCCUGCCUGAAAUUUAAUGACAGUGGCUCCUGCGUCACCCAGUGCCCCCAACCCAAUAUAUAUAAUCCAACUGCUUUUCAACUGGAGCAAAACCCUAAAGCCAAGUACACGUAUGGAGCUUUUUGCGUGAACAAAUGUCCUCAUAAUUUUGUUGUGGAUGACAGUUCUUGUGUCCGUGCCUGUCCAAGUAACAAGAUGGAAGUAGAGGAAAAUGGCAUCAAGAUGUGCAAGCCAUGUGCUGGAAUAUGCCCCAAAGUGUGUGAUGGCAUUGGGACAGGGUCCCUGAAGACAUCCCAGAAUGUGGACUCCAACAACAUAGACAAGUUUACAAAUUGCACCAAGAUCAAUGGGAAUCUCCUGUUCCUGGUUACUGGUAUUGAUGGCGAUGCCUACCACAAUAUAGCUCCGCUGAAUCCUGAGAAGCUGAAUAUUUUCCGUACUGUCCGAGAGAUCACAGGUUAUCUUAAUAUUCAGUCCUGGCCAAAGAACAUGACAGAUCUUAGGGUUUUCUCCAACCUGGUCAGCAUUGGGGGCAGAGAUCUGUACAGUGGGAUCUCAUUGCUCAUCCUCAAGCAACAGAGCCUCACAGCCCUAAAACUUCAGUCCCUAAAAGAAAUCAGUGCUGGAAAUGUGUAUAUCACUGACAAUCACAAUCUAUGCUACUAUAAUACCAUCAACUGGACCUCACUGUUCAGAACAUCCAGCCAGAAGUCCACCAUUAGAGAUAACAGGAAAGGAGAGAACUGCACUGCUGAGGGAAUGGUGUGCCACCCUCUUUGCUCCAGCACUGGUUGUUGGGGACCUGGACCUGAUCAAUGCCUGUCUUGUAAAUACUUCAGUCGAGAAAAUUCUUGUGUCAGAUCCUGCAACAUUAAAUUGGGAGAGAAUCGGGAGUUUGCUAAUGGCACUGUCUGCCUCAAAUGUGACAGUCAAUGUGAGAAGAUGGAUGGUGGCAUUGCCACUUGUUAUGGACCGGGUCCUGACAGCUGUGCGAAAUGUUCCAACUUCAAAGAUGGCCCUAACUGUGUAGAGAAAUGUCCUGAAGGCCUGCAAGGUGCCCACAGCUUCAUUUUUAAAUAUGCAGAUGAAGACAGAGAAUGCCGCCCCUGCCACCCUAACUGCACUGACGGCUGUAGAGGACCACGCAUCAAAGACUGUAUAGGAAUCAUAGACAGAACUCCCCUGAUCGCAGCAAGUGUUAUUGGAGGGUUAUUCAUUAUAGUUAUCAUGGGACUAACCUUCGCAGUCUACAUUAGAAGAAAAAGCAUAAAAAAGAAGAGAGCCUUGCGCAGGUUCCUAGAGACAGAGUUAGUGGAACCAUUGACCCCAAGUGGCACAGCACCAAACCAAGCCCAGCUGCGGAUCCUAAAAGAAACAGAGCUUAAGAGGGUCAAAAUCCUGGGUUCUGGUGCUUUUGGCACUGUAUACAAGGGUAUCUGGGUUCCUGAAGGUGAAACUGUAAAGAUCCCUGUGGCCAUUAAAAUCCUGAAUGAGACAACAGGACCAAAGGCCAAUGCUGAAUUCAUGGACGAAGCCCUGAUUAUGGCCAGCAUGGAUCAUCCCCACUUGGUCCGCUUACUUGGAGUUUGCCUGAGUCCUACUAUUCAACUGGUCACCCAACUGAUGCCUCAUGGAUGCCUUCUGGAUUAUGUCCAUGAACACAAAGAUAACAUUGGCUCUCAGCUCCUUCUUAACUGGUGUGUCCAGAUAGCAAAGGGCAUGAUGUACCUGGAGGAACGCCGCUUGGUUCACAGAGACCUUGCAGCUAGAAAUGUAUUGGUGAAGUCUCCCAACCAUGUGAAGAUCACAGACUUUGGACUAGCCCGGCUACUAGAAGGAGAUGAAAAGGAAUACAAUGCUGAUGGUGGCAAAAUGCCAGUGAAGUGGAUGGCCCUAGAAUGCAUUCAUUAUAGGAAGUUUACCCAUCAGAGUGAUGUCUGGAGUUAUGGUGUCACUAUAUGGGAGCUAAUGACAUUUGGUGGAAAGCCCUAUGAUGGAAUUCCAACACGGGAAAUCCCUGAUCUCUUGGAAAAAGGCGAAAGACUUCCUCAGCCACCAGUGUGCACCAUUGACGUUUAUAUGGUUAUGGUGAAGUGUUGGAUGAUUGAUGCUGAUAGUCGACCCAAAUUUAAGGAGCUGGCUGCAGAAUUUUCUAGGAUGGCAAGAGACCCUCAGAGAUACCUUGUCAUACAGGGGGAUGACCGUAUGAAGCUUCCUAGUCCUAAUCACAGCAAGUUCUUCCAAAAUCUCCUUGAUGAUGAAGAUUUAGAAGAUAUGAUAGAUGCUGAGGAGUAUCUCGUCCCACAGGCCUUUAAUAUCCCACCUCCAAUCUAUACCUCUAGGACAAGAAUCGACUCCAACAGAAGUGAAAUUGGACACAGCCCUCCUCCUGCCUACACCCCUAUGUCAGGAAAUCAGUUUGUGUAUCGAGAUGGAGGCUACACGACACAAGAAUCAGUGACCCUGCCAUAUAGACCACCUGCUUGUCCCAUACCAGAAGUUCCUGCAGUCCAGGGUGCAACUUCUGAAGUCUUUGAAGACACAUGCUGCAAUGGAACUCUCCGUAAACAGACUGCAGAGCGAGCUCCAGAAGACAGUAGUCUACAGAGAUACAGUGCGGACCCCACCACUUUUGUACGGGAACGUACUUCACGGGGAGUAGUAGGGGAAGAUGGGUACAUGACACCCAUGAAAGAAAAGCCUAAAUCAGACUACUUAAGUCCAGUGGAGGAGAAUCCUUUUGUCUCAAGAAGAAAAAAUGGUGAUCUCCAAGCCCUGGAUAAUCCUGAAUACCACAAUGGACCCAGUGGGCAGCCAAAAUCAGAGGAUGAAUAUGUCAAUGAGCACCUUUACUUUAAUUCUUAUGCCAAGCCUAUGGAAAAUGCUGAAUUCAUGAAAAACAAUGGACUAACUGUGCCAGAAAAAGCCAAGAAGGCAUUUGACAACCCAGAGUACUGGAACCAUAGCUUGCCACCCAGAAGCACCAUUCAACACCCAGAUUAUCUGCAUGAGUACAGCACAAAAUAUUUUUAUAAGCAAAAUGGACGAAUCCGGCCCGUAGUUGCAGAAAAUCCAGAAUACCUGACCGAGUUCACUCUGAAGCCGGGCACUGUCCUUCCCCCUCCUCCUUACAGGCACCGGAACACUGUUGUGUAGAACAUUCAGUAUUAUUGAUUUUGGGAGAAAACCCAUGAAAUCCCAUAGAGUCCUUGAGUCCUCCUCCUCUAAGAGCCACCUUAUUUCCUCAGGUGUGCUUCCUCUCAAUGCCAGAUCUCUCCUUUAUGAAGGAAACAGAGUGAGCUAGGCUAUUUUAUUAUUAUUUAUUAAAGAGAGCGCUUGAUGAUGUUCAUUCUCGACCGGCAGCUCAUUCAUUGUUGGCAAUUUGUCUUCAGAUGACCAGGCACUGGUAGAAACCACAGGAUGACCUAUGAAGCUGUAGGAAUUGAUCAACCCAUCUUUAAUGUUUAUUUUAUGCAGACAUUUGCAGUAUUUAUAUCAUCUCAAAUCCAUAUUUCAUGAAGAGCAAAAUUUUAAAGAAAUAUAGAUAUGUUUUAUUUUUAUGGUAAUCCAGAAUCAAAAGAUAUGCUUUACCACUUACUUAAACUAGACAGUCUGUGUCUUCCUCUACAGAACACCCCAUUGACAGUCUAGAAUGCAUUAUUAAAAUUUAUCAGACAGAGAUACAGUUCAUUUAGGUAGCAUAUUCGGGUAAAAAUGUCUAAAUAGAUUUGUGUUUUGUUUUUAAAGUUAGGUUUUCCUAUUACCAAGCUUGUAUUUUACUUAAAAUGUGAGAAUAUUUCAUUUGUAGAUAUCUUUUAAGCUAAAUGUGUAGAACUUGUAGAACAAGGUGUAAAUGGGGAUCAUAAUACCAUCUGUUGCUUGACAGCAUGCAAGGUGACAUCUUUGACAGUCUUUGUUGAUUAGAAAGACAACUGGAAUGAGAAAAUUGGACUUACCUGGUUUGCGAAACAGCUUUACAACAGUAGAAAACCACAACAUCAAUAUAUGUGCCAGUAUAAGUCCAUUGACAUGAUCCUGUAAAGUGGCAUAAAAGAGUUUGUUGGGUGGUCAAGUGUAGUCUAAAAUUCUUACUGACAUUCUUAAGAGACAUGGCACGUUUGGUUAAAAGAAGCAAGAGCAGUGCAUUUUAUAUAAUUUUCUGGCCUUAAUGCCAUGAAGGCACCAUUUUGUAUUCUGCUUUUCACUUUGUCCAAAGCUAUGCCCAUCUUCUAUUCAUUUCAAAAACCAGCACAAACAAAAACUUUCUCGAGGAUUAUGGAUAAGAACAUGGAAGCAAAUUCUAUACCUUUCCAUCUGGUAACUUUUCUGAAGGGGAUGUUACCAGUCUUUGGAGCCAUAUAAUUUAUUUCAGGACUUUUGGCAACUGAGGAACACUAGACUGGUCAAACAAAAGACAAGCCAGAGAUGUCAACAGUGAAGACUGAGGUGUCCUAUCUGGUGAGGAUCUUAUCAGAUGGUCUGUAAGGAAAUUUUUAUGCAGCAGGGAAUCGCAGACUUUAGUCUAGAAAGUCAGUUUUGCACUUAUGAUAUUCUCUUUGUCCUUUAAAGACUGUUGUGUGUGUUUUUGUUUGUUUUUUUGUUGAACCUUUUGUUUUUUUUUCUCUUGUUUUUUUGUUUUGUUUUUUUGAAUGAAGCAAUAUGAAGGCAACCAGCAGAAUCAAAUGAUGUAUACAAAAGACUGAAAAAUGUCAGAAAAUUAUUAUUUGUAACAAAGAAAGUAAAUAGACAUAUAAGCUAUAGAAUAAUAUAUAAUGUAACGGGUUAGACAGUAUACUAGUGAAAAUGAUAAAGGGGGUUAAGGGUAAUUCAUGGCAAGUUUUGGAUUCAAGAGUUCUCUAAUAGCAGACACAAUACUGCAACUAAAGAAACAGUAAAAUUAUUUUAUUACCUUUUCGUGGGGCGGUGGCUUAAAUGCUCAUGCCAUGCUAUUUCCUGUUCAUGGAUGGAAGGUACUCAGACGUAAUGGCACUUUAAGGUCUUCCUGCAGCUUGAGUUUUCAGUUUUUAGAGAUGAACAUAUUCAAUAUGUGUUACAUGUCAGUACUUGUCUUCAAAUCUUGUUCCACCACCAUGUUUUCUUGUCAAAUAAUGAAUUUGUGGGGUUUAGUAAUCUUCAGUGUUUGGUAGACUGCAGUUGUUGUGCUGCUUCCAGGAUGAUCCCAUUCCUUACAGGAGCUACGGAAACCCUACAAACAAGAACAAAGCCACUAUGAUGGAUUUUAACUUUUUAAUUUCUUCUCUUUGUAGUCUUUUAUUUUUGAAGGGAUAGUUUUUAUAAAGCAGAGAUGUAUUAUUGGUUUUUUUAUUUAGAUAUUUGUCUUCCUUUCCUCUUCUUUGUUUGCUGAAUAUAUAAUCUAAGUAGUGGUUUUGAAGAGCGAGCACAUGUCCUGGCAAUAGUCAAAAGCACCACAGUAUUAGAGAAGAGAUUAUGAAAAAAUAUGUAUAAGCUGAUUUGUAUGCAUAUCAAAUUUUAAGUUUUUUUUACAUUGAAUUUGCCAAAUCAUACAGGUGAAGAGGGUAUGCAACAACACCUGUGUAUAGUAUGCGAUCGACCCCUUACCUGUACCAAUGAAGCAUAAUAGAGUGAAGUAUGGAUUUCGCACAUCGUGGACAUUUUGUUACUUAAGCCAUGGAUUUUAAAAUACAGUAAAAGAAUUGACCAUACGUCUAAAGGAAGCUGAAGAAGGACUUUCUAUUUAGCUUCUAUGAAAGAAAGAAAUUACAUAAUUUUAACUCUGCAGCAUGGUUGUUCAGUGGACUUGUAUGUUGAACAUAGCAGUAUAUAAUGGAAUCGUAUAGUUCCUGGACAAACCAGCCAAAGCACUUUGUGUGGGACUAUAAACUAUCUCACAGUUUUGACACUGAAGACAAGAUACAAGACAUAGUGCCAAAUCAUGCUGAAUUUUUAGCGUAUAAUAAUAUUCUUCAUAAACACUGCCAAUUGCUUACUAUCAUUUAUGAUGAAGGUCAUAUUCACUGCUACUAGGUUAUUUCCUGGGAAGCAGUGCUUUUUUUUUUUUUUUUUUUGAAGAGUUGAAUUGAUCUUGAACUUUAUCUCUGUGCUUAUCAUGGACAUCAUGUAACUUUCUUAAGGUGCAGGCUGUAAUGGAUUUUCCAACAAUGUACACUGUAUCCAACAUAAAUGUAUGGGCGGUCCCCCAGUGCACCCCAGUGAACACAACUGAACCACAGAAAAGUGUUUAUGUAGUGCAGUCAUCCUCUGCACUGCUGGUGCAAUGGCAUUAUGUAGCAUUAAGUAGUUCUGCUGUAAAAUGGGUCGAUUAUUGUAUCCCAAAACUGAGAGAAGAUUCUGAAUUGUUGCAAAAUCUUCUGCGUGGGAGUCAACAGAGCAACUCUAAUGUCAUGGCAGCUAAAUAUGAAAGCAAAAGAUGUAUCAUUAACACACAGUCUAUUAUACACUUUCCAUGGUUAUCAUCGGGGCCAUGGACAGAAUACAUUAUUCAUCCUUCUUAAAGUAGGGUACCCUUAUGUAAGCCACCUGGAAUCUUGCUGACUCCACUAAUAACUCUCCUCCAUUGAUGUCUUGUGGGUGGGCAGCAACACCACACUACGUGACCAUCCUGCUGCUCUAUCUCCCAGUAAAGCAUUACGGUCCUAGUAUUGAAAGUCCACCCUCCAGAAGCCAUAGCCUCUAUCUAGGCAAUAAAGAUCAAAAAUAUAUUAAUUUCCAUAUUUGGCUACUUGUGAAGUGGACACCUAAUUGAGACACUAUAUAAGUUAUACCCAAACAUCGAGAUCUAUCAUUCAAGGUCAUUGGGGGGUGGGGAGUAUCUGCUGGGGACCUCCCAGAUGACUUUUGGUUCAGGCAGCAGUAAAGUGAUGACAGGUUCCCUUUUUAGUUUUUUAUUUUAUUUAUAAUGGGAUAACAUAUUUAAUGUUUUACUAUACCAUGAAUUAUUACCAGAGUCUUCUUAUAUGACAAAUGUCAGGACCUAAAGCAAUAUAAAUAUAGAUUGCUAAAUUUCUGCCAAGCUACUAUUCGGGAACACUGGUGAAAGUUACUCUGAUCUUGCAGUUUAAGGAGCAAUUUGUCUGAUUAAUUAUCUUAAAUAACAAUUCUUACAGACCAUAAAUUAAGAACAUACAGCUGUGCCUUCAGAAAAUAAUUGAUUUUCCUAAACUUUACGCAGAUCUAACAUUAAUGCCAAUAUAUUGAGGAGAAGCUGCUGGUGUCAAAAUUGCCAGAACUCUUCCUUCUGUAUAGAAUUAAUACAUAAACCCAGACACAUCACUUAUUCUUUUGAUUGCUGUUUUAAGAGGCGCAUAAUGAGAUUUCGGAUUUUAAUCAUCUUAAUUUAAACGCUUCAUUGUUUUAUAGUUUCCCUUGUUCCAAUUUCCGACCCAUUCAGUAGCAGAAGCAUGUCCAUACUUGUUUUUCCUCUAACCAUUCAUUAAUACGAUUUAUAAUUUUUAUAUCUCAGUUUUAUGGCCAUUACCAUUCACUUAAGGCAAUGUAUACUUUAACCUUUCCAUGCUUGGUUUCAGUUAGACGCAGCCAGUCCCAUGCCUGAAAUCAGCAGCUUUAUGUAAUGUUUCCAGUGAGAACUAACAAUGUGUAACAAUCUAUUAUUCAGUGUUCCUUCCCUAUUGUGCCUCUAAAAGAAAACUAGAUAAUUCUCUCAUAUUGCAUCCAUUCAAUGUAGAUUUCCCAUAUAAGUAAGAUAAGUCCUGGUACAACCUGUGACAUGAAAAACAACAUGAACACACCAUUGUAGAAGAAGACAAUUGGAGGCAUAACAUAACUAUUUCACAGUUUCUGUGGCUUCAGUAUUGUUAAGUAUCAGGGACAGAUAAUUUCCGGUGCUGGAGUGCUGUGAAAUUACAAUGCAGCAUAGUCAGUAUAAAUAUAUAUAUAUAUAUAUAUAUAUAUAUAUAUAUAUAUAUAGUAAAACUUCUUUGCGAAGACCACAUAAAAUUACAUUACAAAGUGGUUUUCAAUGGUGGUGGUCUUCUCAUGGACAUCAAUCAUAAGGGAUGGUGGACUGAAAAUCCAUCACACAAAGUAUGGUCUUUAUGUUUAUAUAGCCUUCUCAAUGAGGUGGUCUUUUGCAAAGGUUUUUCUUCACCAGGAUCGGUAGAGUUGCUUAAGGUGAGCAGAACUGCCUAAGAUCUUUGAGAAGGGUUUACUAAGGGUGCUUGGUGAAAACAAUUAUCAGUGCAGGCAUUAUCCACCUUCGGGAGCCAUACCAGUAUCCCGGCAGGUUGUAUAUGGUGAUCAUUUUCUAUUUGAGCAUUUAAACACACUUCCUACAGCACAAAUCUUUAAUAUGAAAAAUAUAGAAAUCUAGGGUCCUAUACUGGACCUUCUAAUGUUAACACAUGGAGACAAUACUGUGGCAUGUCUUGAGAUAUUGUUCCUGAGACUAUGGUGCCAUACAGAUGUAAAAUACUGAGCACACAAAAUACCUACAACUUUAUAACAUGGAAUCCCAAUGACAUAUUUUCCACUCUAUGGGCCUUAGAUGCAGUAUUGGAGCAAUGUUACUCCAUUGUCAAAUCACCGUCUUCAUUGGAAGUAGAGUUAUUUCCAAUUGUACUGUUUAAUCUUUUCAUGAAUAAAAAGCAUCUUCCGCUCUCAUAUUCAGCUGCCUUAACCUAAAAUACAAAAAAAAAAAAAAAUGAAAUUAAAAUUGUACGUUACUACGAAAAUGUGAAUAGUAUUUUUAUAGCUUGUCAGAGAUACAGCUAGUCAAAUUUGUACAUAAGGGUGGGCACUUUCUUCAUUCACCAGACAUCUUCCUUUGGGACGUAGCUGCUCUCUUUUGAGUUGAUUUGUAUAUAUAUAUGUACAGUUAGUGGUUUAAAUUCCUGUAUAUUCAUUUUUACUUUGCUCACACUUUAUAUCAUUUUUUGACAUUAUUUGUGAUUAUGUUGCUGUGGCUUGCUUAAUUCUUGCACGCGCUUUGAUUAUUCUUCACAUGCGUGAAUCCUGCUGUUCUUUUGCUCAGAAAUCCCCUUUGGUUUGUGUAUUUUUACAAUGAAGGACUGUUCCCUGCCCCCGCACGUAAGCCUCUUUUCUGCCAAGGGACCAUGUUUUAUCCAAAGCAUCCUCUUGACCGAAGAAGAGGCAUAAAGGUUCCGUUUUACUUUUUAAUAUAGUAUUAUUUCUUCUAUUUUUAUUCUUUAUGUUGUAGUUUUAUGUGAGGGAGUUUUGACUAAUGUAGUUCUUGUUGUGAUUUGAUGCAUUGCUAUGUAUUGUAUGAGUGCAAUUUAGAGCAGCCAUGAGGGCUGUGCACUGAUUAUUUACUUAUUUUUUAAUUUACAUGUGAUGGGGGUCCUUGGAAUUAAUAUACACAACCCAUAAAUAUUAAGACAUCCUGCAGAUCUCCUGAUCAAAUACUCUACUAUGAGCAACACUUACCAAUUAACAAUGUUAGAGAUAUCACUGCAGAAUGCUUAUUGACUGUGGUAGGUGUCCUCUCUGUAUUUGGCGACCCAUAAAUCAGGCAAACUAAGAACCAUUACUUGGGGAUUUCUGAUUCAGCUCUUUAACCUCAGUGCUCCUUUACCUGUUAACUCAAUAAUGCAUUGCUCCUGUUCACAUAAACUUCACACAAAGAAUUUGUCAACCUUUUGUAGCUAAAUUAGCAUUUUUGAUAUUGUACUGCGCAAUAACAGAAGAAAUUAUUAAACCUUUUGUAUUGACUUCUAAAGAAACAGUAUCAUGUUAAAGGGGUUAUCUAGGGAGCAGAAAAGGUAUCACCUUUCCUUGCUCCCUAGUGGCAGACUACUGGCUUGGUCUCAAGGCUUAAGCUUUCUUCCCACUUGAAGAGGUUGGAUUGGACUAAAAUGAUGUGGUUGGUAUUACAUUGUGAUCAUUGCAUGCUGGGAAAAACACGUCCACUUGCGGUGACCAAUGACUGGACAAAGUUGCUGAUAUUGGUGCAAAAUAGUGCAGCCAUUGUAACCAGGCCUGGUUUGUCCUGUGUGUGAUGAUCGCAACAUAGUCCACUGUCUUACUCUGUCCCCAUAAAGAAAAAAAAAGGUUAUAUCUCUUAGGUGAGACCAAGCUGGAAGUGUGUCGUCAAGGACCAAGGAAAGGUAUUCUAUUUCUGCUCCACAGAUAACCCCUUUAACAUACAAUGUAAAAUGAAUAUAACUUUUUUUUUACACUCUGAAUUACUAGUAGUGUUUAAUUUUCCUAGUAAUAGGAAAAACAAGUAGAAGUAUAUGAUGUUCCAUAGAAACAACCCUUAUGUCAUGGAACUAGGUGGUAGACCAAAAUUUUCUAUUUAACAUCUUCUUAAGGAGUGCAGAAAAAAAAGGAACAUUUUGUAUAGAAAAAAACCAUAUAUUUAUUUAGUUACAAUGGGAUGAAUACGUAAUUUAAUGUGAAGUAGUGUCAGCCCAUACCUAAUUCUGGUUAUAUUCUAUAAUCAAAAUGGCUUCAUACUAUAGAAGAUAUAUUCUAUGGGUAGUUUAUUUAUCCAAAUGCACCCAUUGGGGUAUUGCUACGCCAUGUCCAUCCAAAAGUAAGACACGCUAACUAUAGCUUUUUGAUAAUAACCUUUACUAAAAUGUCUGGUAGGAUACAUUUCAAAGAAGAUUAUAUCAAUGGAUAUAACCAACAUUUUUGUAUAAUUCAUUAUAUGAACAAAAAGACGUGCCUCAGGGUGUACAUCGGAGGCUUUGCAAACUGCUUUCUGUUGUAUAAUACCUAAAAGAUCAUUGAAAGCUCUAUGAAUAUGAAAUGCUCUACAAAAUGGACUUCAACAUCUGUGUCACUGCAAUGAACCUCAUAUGAUCAGGGAGUUAGAAUCUAUGGAGGUAUUUGUUUUGCUUUGCCUAGACAUUGUAGAGUAAUGUAGAUUGGAGUCCUAAAAGCCCAAUGUAACAAAUGUUCAGUUAAAGCAUUACUAUGAUUUACUUUGUGAUCUGUCAUAAAGUAAGUGAGAGGGAAAGAGCAGUGAGCCAAGGGAGUGAAGCGAAGGGAGUGGAGUUCUUCCCUCUCAACUUGUUCUAGGAAUUGGGUGAUUCUGAGCUCCUAGACAGCGAUCAGUUGAAACCUUUAACAUGUCUUUAUGACAUGUCCAAAGUUUAAUUUAAUUAUAGAAACAUUUUAAGUUAUUUUACAAGCAUCAUUAUGUUAGCAUUUCAGAUUCAUCAUGACAGGAUUGCCUUCACUGGAACACCGUUAUAAGUAAUUUAGGGUCAACCAAUGAAGGUCAUAACUGAGCAAUGCAUUGUUGGCGUUACAUACUCUAGCACAAGGGGUAAAUGUAGCAUAUUUUAAGUCUUUGACUAGACCUUGAUAUUGAUUUAUCUGUUUUAAGUUACAGGGGCACAUGAAAUUUGCUGACCAAAAAAGCCAAUAUACAAAAUGUAUCUUAAAUGUUAGUAUUCAGUACUCACAGUGAACAGUGGCUAUUUAUGGUUUAAUAACAAUUAUUGUGAAUUAUUGGCAGAUUAUGCCUCUGGUUGUAGUCUAGACCACUCUGUAUAGUAGGCAGUCAAUCCAUAAAAAGCUUGCCUCAUCCUACAUAGGGAUUUUACCCCCAAAAUGGUUCCUCUGUUCAUUGUUUAUGCAAAAGCUAAAUGUUAAAGCAUUCUCCUUCCUUCAUAUUAAUAUUAGAAGAUUUGUUGUUUGCAAAAAAUAGACCAAUGUAACAGAAUUGAGAUUGGCAGGUGUGGAAGAGUAAAGUUUGUCAUUUGGGAUAAUUUAUUCCAACAUAACAUUAUCUGUGGUUUAAGAUAGGACGGAAGACUUGUCAUGAUGCACAUAUAUUGUAUGCAUAGCUCCAAAGGGUUAAAUGACAAGUUAUCUCUGCUACAUCAGUAUGUGGCUUGUAGGUGGUUAUCCUUUGAGAACCUAAGUUUUACAAAAUGGCUGAUCCCAAGAGUUUGUACCAGAUUAACCUUGUGAUCGCCUCAAGUGCGUUGUUAGAGACUAUGAACAGACAAAAAAUUGAAUAAGAAGCAGUUUAGGUUAAGACAUUAGGUCAUGGGUUUGUGUGAAAUAACGGGAUACAAUUACUGGAUGAGCCGCAGCUACUUAAUAGCAUAAUGUUUAAACUCUAGCAGAGCAGCCUAUGACCCCUGUAACUUCAAACAGACUCUCAACCAUCUGUGAAAGAGUGGCACUGCUGUGAGCAUAUUGGUUCUCUGAAAAUGAUGCAUCCGUGCAUUAUCCUGUUCUCCUACAUUAGGCCACAGUCUUUCUCCGGACGGUAGUCCAGCAUCAUUUUGUUUUAUCAUCAUGCCACCCAUACCAUCUCGGCUGAACAAUUUGAAAACUGUUCUGCAUUUUUGUUAAAUGAAUCUGUCAGAAAUAUAUUUUUAAUUUAAUAUAAAUGAAAUUCAAUAAAAUAUGGUCAAACUU